This is a messenger RNA of Condylura cristata (star-nosed mole), 1127 nucleotides long. It is a transcript of the gene HYPK, whose product is annotated as huntingtin interacting protein K. The transcript has 4 exons. The coding region runs from base 28 to 393 and encodes 121 amino acids. The record is from RefSeq and is a predicted model, not a curated record. Gene Ontology annotation, biological process: negative regulation of apoptotic process; protein stabilization. Lineage: Eukaryota; Metazoa; Chordata; Mammalia; Eulipotyphla; Talpidae.
GCCUGUGCUUCGGCGCGUUGGAUCGAUAUGGCGACCGAAGGGGACGUGGAGCUGGAGUUGGAAACCGAGACCAGCGGUCCGGAGCGACCUCCAGAGAAGCCACGGAAGCAUGACAGUGGUGCGGCGGACCUGGAGCGAGUCACCGACUAUGCAGAAGAGAAAGAGAUCCAGAGUUCCAAUCUGGAGACGGCUAUGUCCGUGAUUGGAGAUAGACGGUCCCGGGAGCAGAAAGCCAAACAAGAGCGGGAGAAGGAACUGGCGAAAGUCACCAUCAAGAAGGAAGAUCUGGAGCUAAUAAUGACAGAGAUGGAGAUCUCAAGAGCAGCAGCAGAACGAAGCCUGAGGGAACACAUGGGCAAUGUGGUAGAGGCUCUCAUUGCCCUAACCAACUGAUUUGUGCUGACUUACCCACUGGAUUAACUUAUUUCAAUAAAGUUUUGUCCUUUUAUUUUUGCAGUUUUAUCAUCUCAGAUCAAGUGCACUGUGUGUAUUUUGUGGGAAAUUUAUGUGUUGGAGUAAAAUAGAAUUUAAGUGAAUCUCUCCCUUCCCCCUCAAACCCUUAAUGAAGGGGCACAGAAAAGAGCACAUCAUGCAGAUGCUAGUUGGGAGGCCAGGCUUAUUCAGUCUAGAUCUCAAAAGUAUCUAAGGUACAUUUGGAAUCUUGGCAGUUAAUAUAUCCCCACGGUGUGUCACCGUGAUAGUUUCUGAACAGCCUAAAGGUCAGUGCCUGCCUGGGAUCCACUACAGAUUUAAGUCAUUAAGCUCAUUUGCAAGUCAUUUUUGAGUUGGAAUUUAAGUAAUGGAGGUGAGAAUAUAGAACAAUGGAAAAUAUCAAAGGUUAGGUCUUAUAUAGCAUUAAUCUAUGAAAGAUCUUGAAUUUAUGAAAUAUUGAAUUCUGAACUCCAAGUAUACCUUCUAUUCCAUUUCCUAUCCUAGAGAAAAGACAACUGUACUUUAAAAUUAAAUUUAGCCACAUGGUAUUUGCUGAGUGCCUUUUCAGCUAUAAAAUGAUGUUCCUGAUUAAGUUGUGAGAACUGAACAACUGGGCCUCUAGUGGUACAGGGGUUAAAGCCUCAGCACUAUCCAGCUGUCACUGGCCGCUCCAAUGAAUUUGAUCCCUGGCUAGG